AUGCUGCCCGUGCUGCUCCUCGCGGCCACCUCUCUGCUGUCUGCGGUCAGCUGCUGCCCAUCACAGUGCAGCUGCUUCUACCACAACCUCAGCGAUGGAUCCAAGGCCAGGAGUGUCAUCUGCAAUGACCCUGACAUCUCCCUGGUGCCGGUGGGCUUCCCCGUGGACACGUCCAAACUGCGCAUUGAGAAGACAGCCAUCCAGAGGAUCCCCAGCGAGGCCUUCAGCUCUUUGUCUAGUCUGGAGUUCCUCUGGAUGUCCUUCAACACGCUGUCGUCUGUGAGUGUGGAGAGUUUCAGAGGUCUGCUGAGCCUGGAGGAGCUACGCCUGGACGGGAACAGUCUGACAGUGUUCCCCUGGGACAGUCUCCUGGACAUGCCUAGUCUUCGACUCUUGGACCUGCACAACAACCAGCUCAGCUCCGUGCCUGCCGAGGCCACCUCCUUCAUCCGCAACCUGACCUACCUGGACCUGUCCAGCAACAGCCUGCUCACCCUGCCCCCAGAAGUGAUGAGCACCUGGCUGGCAGUGCGGCCAGUGCAGGGUCCAGAGAGCUCCAAGAUGAUUCUGGGUCUCCAUGACAACCCGUGGGUGUGUGACUGCCGGCUGUACGAGCUGGUGCAGUUCCAGAAGAGCCCAAGUCUGUCCGUGGCGUUCAUCGACACUCGCCUGAGGUGCUCUGCUCCUGAGAGUGUGUCCGGAGUCCUGUUCAGUGACGCAGAGCUGCGGCAAUGUGAGCUCCCACGCAUCCACACCGCGGUGGCCAGAGUGCGCAGCGCGGUGGGUAACAGUGUGCUGCUGCGCUGUGGGACCCUCGGAGUGCCUAUCCCAGACCUGAGCUGGCGCAGGGCUGAUGGACGCCCUCUCAAUGGCACAGUUCAGCAAGAGACCUCCAAGGAGGGCAUCACCUGGUCUAUCCUCAGUGUGCCUGCAGUGUCUUACCAAGACUCAGGAAAGUACAUCUGCAAAGCCUCAAACUACGCAGGGAACGCAGAGGCUGUUGUCUCGCUCUUUGUUACCAACUCUACCAAAGCCGACGGAGGCCAAUCAAACAGUGAUAAAAAGGCAAAGGUUAAGAAGUCUGGUCCAGUGGGCAAAGCUGCGUACCAGGAGAAACUUGUGGCACGUUAUGUAGUUCCCACGUCCACAGCCCCCACAUACCAGGCCCUGCAGUCAGGGAUCCCCCUGGGGCUGGGCCCAGUGCUGUCUGUAUCCAGUUACAGUGUCGCAGACAGAGCCAUUCCAGCCUCUGUCACCACAACAAACCCAGACACUCUGCUGGAGCUGGAGAGGACCAACCUGAGCAACCUGGCCUCCAACACCUCCUCCCUGCAGCAGGACCCUGACAGGGUGGUGCGGUCUGUCAAAGUGGUGGGGGACACAGACAACACCAUCGCUCUGAACUGGAGAGCCCCUAAGGCCAAGAACACCACCGCCUUCAGUGUGCUGUACGCCGUGUUUGGAGAACGAGACAUGAGGAAGAUCAAUGUAGGAGCAGGUCAGACGCGGGUCACCAUCGACGGCUUGGUGCCCCGCACUAAAUACAUCGCCUGUGUGUGCGUCAAAGGCCUCAUCCCCAGAAAGGAGCAGUGUGUGAUCUUUUCUACAGAUGAAGCAGCCAGUGCCACCGGCACACAGCGGCUCAUCAACGUCAUCGUCAUCACGGUGGCCUGUAUCAUCGCUGUCCCUCUCACCGUCAUCGUCUGCUGCGGAGCCAUCAAGAGACGCAUCAAGAAGUACUGGGGCAAAAAGACCAAGGACAUCCAGGACUCAUAUGUGACUUUUGAGACUCUGUCCCCCGGCACAAAGGCUAAAGGCCUGGAGGGGGAGUAUUUAAACAGACUCAACCCAGAGGAGUCUAACCGGCUGCUGUCAGCACGCUCCAGUCUGGAUUCUGAGGCCACAGCCAAGAUCGAGGGACAGCCCAACGAGUACUUCUGCUGA
Molecule: messenger RNA, 1944 nt
Organism: Knipowitschia caucasica
Lineage: Eukaryota; Metazoa; Chordata; Actinopteri; Gobiiformes; Gobiidae
Source: the annotation of a GenBank genome assembly